Messenger RNA from Rotaria socialis, 717 nucleotides. Lineage: Eukaryota; Metazoa; Rotifera; Eurotatoria; Philodinida; Philodinidae. The record is from the annotation of a GenBank genome assembly.
AUGAGAAGUAUAAAACAUGAUGGAUUUAAUUUUAUUGUGCAUGCCAAAGAUCACUUUACAAAAUUCAGCUGGUUAUUUGCAUUACCAUCAAAAGAAGCCCAUCAUGUUGCACUUCAUUUAAGAAAUCUUUUUUUAUACAUUUGGUCCUCCGAAAAUUCUGCAAAGGCAAACAUUAUUUUGAAUCUCAAGUUGAAUUGGCCUGAUCUAAUUAUCAUUAAUGGUCGUCCAAGACAUCCACAAAGACAAGGAUUGGUCGAAAGAGUCAAUGCUGUAGUUCAAAAAAUGUUAGGAAAAUGGCUUGAAACAAAUAAAUCACUUGAUUGGCCACAGGGAUUCGUACAAAAACAAACACCUUAUGAAAUGGUUUUUGGUCAAUCUGUACGAAAUGAUCAUGAUUUCUGGUUACAACUUCAUCAACAGUCCAUUAAUAAAACAAUCGUUGACGAAGAAGAGUUACCUGAAUCACUUGCCGAUAAUUUAAAUUUAAAUGAUCAUUCAUUAAUUGAUAAUAAUUCUGAAUAUGCUGAUGCUUGUUCACCAAUUCCAAUAUUAUCAACGAAUACAUACGUGCUUCAAAAUGAUAAUAAUGAUACUCAAACAUCACACAAACGAAUUCGUGAAGAAGCUGAAAAAAAUUAUAUUCGUACUACAGAAGGGGAUGCUGAUAUUUCCGAAGGGGCGGCAGAUAGUUCAAUAAACACGACAAUGAUGUCCUGA